This is a messenger RNA of Vigna umbellata (rice bean), 1090 nucleotides long. RefSeq names its product protein yippee-like At5g53940. The record is from RefSeq and is a predicted model, not a curated record. Lineage: Eukaryota; Viridiplantae; Streptophyta; Magnoliopsida; Fabales; Fabaceae.
AGAAAGAGGCACUUGUAUUGUCGUUUCUGUUCCCAUGAACCGCUAUGAGCAAUAGAAGCAAGUGACGGUGGUGACACAAGAAAACAACAGAGAAAGCAGAAAGAAUAUGGGUAGAUUCUUUGUGAUGGAGCUUGAGGGAAGGUCUUAUAGAUGCAAGUUUUGUAGUACUCACUUGGCCCUUGCAGAUGAUCUCAUUUCAAGGUCGUUUCAUUGCCGGAGGGGAAAAGCAUACCUAUUCAAUAACGUUGUCAACUUCACACUCGGAGCACCAGAAGAAAGGAUGAUGCUUUCAGGAUUGCAUACUGUGGCAGAUAUCUUUUGCUGUUGUUGUGGUCAAAUAAUUGGCUGGAAAUACGAAUCUGCACACGAGAAGAGUCAAAAGUAUAAAGAAGGGAAGUUUGUUCUUGAAAGAGGAAGGAUAGUUGAUGAAGUUGAGUUCUCUACUGAAUUCUAUAUCGAUAGUCGUGUCUGCGUGAGUGAUGGUGACGAGGCUUAAAAAGACAUGCCGCUGGACUUGUUCUGUAUAUGAUGAACAAUAAAGGUGACCCUUGAAAAAUGUUCAAGAUCAGGGAAGUUUUUUUUUUUUUUUUUUUUUUAAAUUUAUUUAUUUGCGUGUGGUAUAUGAAAUGAGAGUUGCCAAUGGUGUAUGAUUUGUGGAGAAAGAAAAAGAUUGAAAUGGUAGUUUUAGAUUUGCUGCAAAAUACUUGGAAUGAACUCUCAGUAUAGACCUAUUAAAAAACAUUAUAUUUUAGUAAUGAACCUGUUUGAAUUUUUCUCUGAAGAAAAAGAUUAGCAUAAUGAUUAAAAAUAUAAGAAACUAGAUUAUAAAAAAAUAGUUGAGGAGUGAACAUCAAAAUUCAUUAUAAGAAAGAGAGAAAAAUAUCCAAACUUAAAAUCAAAUAGUUGUAAUUUAAAUUAACACUCUAUUAAGUAAAUGUCCCUUAAUAUAUUUGUAAAAUAAGUUGGAUGGAGGUUGACAUAAGUGAGAUUUAAAUCAGUUAACUUUAUAAAAUUUUUCAAGAAACUUAUAAUUGAUUCAAUUUGAAUUUAAUUACAUUUAAAAAAAAUUAAACUAAUAUAGACGUCCGUA